This is a messenger RNA of Leptidea sinapis, 4002 nucleotides long. Its product is annotated as growth arrest-specific protein 1-like. The transcript is spliced from 3 exons. The record is from RefSeq and is a predicted model, not a curated record. Lineage: Eukaryota; Metazoa; Arthropoda; Insecta; Lepidoptera; Pieridae. Gene Ontology annotation, biological process: regulation of cell cycle. Bases 183 to 962 code for a protein of 259 amino acids.
UGUAAGCGUGCGCGCACAUUGAGAGCACGCGGCUUGGCUGCUCUACGCCGACUUACACCCACAACAAAACAUAAACUAAACUUAUAAAACAACCAAGUGCUAAUAAUAAACAGACAACCGUUAUUUAAUAAAACAUUUGUUUACCGUGAAUACUGUGUUGUGAGUUUUAUGGAACUCCGUAAAUGUUAAUAAAAACAUUCCGAACCAAGCCAUGUGACUACGAAGAAAGCGAAGAAUUAAAAGUGAUGUGGUGGUCGGCGCUGGUGUUGCUGCUGGUGGUGGGGCGGAGUGCCGCCUCCUCGUGCGAGGAGGCCCGGCUGCGCUGCGCCUACCGCAGCGGCUGUGGCACGGCGCUCAACAACUACAUGAUGCUGUGCAACGAGGUGCUGGCGCAGCCCUCCGACACGUGCCCCGAGGGCUGCGAGCACGCCCUCAUUGCCCUCACCUCCACCGAGGAGGGCAAGGAGCUCAUGACUUGCAAAUGUGAAGACGCAUACUGCGUAGACGCCAAGCAGAAGAUAAACGUGUGUCGGGCGCAGGUGCUGAAGGGCGCCGCAAACGUGUCGUCUUCUUGUCGCCUGUCCCAACUCAUCUGUCAGGCAGACGCCCAGUGUAGAACCGCCUUAGACUACUACAACGAGUACUGCAGAUCAGUCUACCGCGGCAGAAAAUGCUCCAAGAAAUGUCUCAACUCCAUUCAAAUAUUGAGAAAGCAGGAAAAAGCCGCCGCGUUAACAGCCUGCCAGUGCGACGGAAACGAAGAUUACGACUGCCCCAAAAUGCAGAGCAACCUUGACAGACUUUGCUUUCACAAACAUCAUAAAAACCACACAAAGAACCACGAAAAGAGCUUCGAACAGAGACAUAAAAAGACGCAGCACUCACAUUCGGCAGCGGAAAGAAUACUCGUUUCUGUGUUAUUAAUAAUAACUCUAUGCAUUUCACUGACAUCCAAUUCGUGACAAAUGCUGAUCUACCUCAAUUGAGCAAUGUAUACUAUGUGAGGACAUUAAUAUGUACAUAAUGUAAAUAGAUUUAGUAGCUUUAAGAUCAUUUGCGAGCGUGUGUGUGUGUGUGUGUUGUGUUCGAAUGUUUUGGUUAAUAUAGAUAUUUAAAUAUGUCUUGUACGCUCCAGCCGCCCACGGUUCUGCGCGGGCGUCGCUAUAAAUAAGGCAGCGUCGGUGGUCCGUUGACAAAUGCUAGGAUGUACCCGCGAGUGAUCUAAUGACUCUACGACGAUACAAAUUAUCUUUGACAUAUUUGGCACAGAUGCAACUGAGAGUUGCUACUAAAUAUCUUAAGUUCGAAUAAUCGUAUUGGCUAGCUUACGUACCUAUAAAUUUACUAAGUGUGUGUUGUUUGCGCUUCUGAAAAAAAUCUAUUAAAAUAUCAUUGUGAAGUACCUUCACACAGUCGACAGUGUAGUCAAUAAGUUCCUAAUAGCAAUACUAUAAAAAGAAAAGCAAGAAUGAAUAAACUCAAAAUCAACUUGACCUAUUAUACAAAUUCAUUCACCGAUACAAUAAGGUAAAUGUAUAAUACAAUGCUGAAGGUAUUAUGUCUGAGUAACAAUGGAUGUAUAAAUUAAAAAUAAUUUGAUAUUUUAAAUUUUAAUAAUAAGCAUCGUAGUAAAAGUUGGUUUGUAAUACUUCCAUCGCAUCUGAUCUUCAUUGAUCUGCUUCUAGGUCUCUUCCGCCCCAUGGUCUCCAUUCAAAAAACGGUUUUCCCAUCAGCCAUGUUUCGGGCUCAUUGUCGUGCCAACUGCCACUUCAUACUUGCCACUCGUUUGAUGGCACCAUAUUUUGUUCUCUAAGCCAGGCGUCGUCUUGCAGUCACCUGCUAAUAAACCCUUUUGAUCUACGUAAUAUUAUAUGGAUAACAUUUUUAAAAUGAUGCAUUGUAAAUUGAAAUAAGUCCUUUUUAAUGUUUGUGUAGUUUUGAAUUAGACCUAUUUAAUUAAACGUUUACUGUUAAUAUAAACGAUACUGUAAUCAACGCCACUGCUUGUACAACUAUAAAUUCAAAUGUUAAUGAAAAUAAUCAUGAUAGUACUUACACACUCAGAGUAUAUACAGACAGAUAUCUGUCAGACGAAUGAAAAAAUGCAGGAAGUGGAAGUCCCAGUGAUUUAAACCGGCGCGACACUAAUUGUCUUUUGGUUAGUCGCCGCUCUUUAAAUAGGUCGGUGUCAUUUUGCGUUUUUUAGUAUUUCCGCGUUAUUCUUAUAGAAAUCUUAUUCCAAGUUUAACAAUACCCGUGUCGUGAUUUCUGAUAACGUAAACGUAACUUUCAGAUCAAAAUCUAGAGACGACCCACAACAUUCUAAACAGUCUAAGAUUGGUACAUGGCGAAAAAAUUCCGAACCAGUUUUACAAAAUGCUCAAAACUUGUUAACUAAGAAAUUGAUUGGAGAAAUGAUAAAAUAGAAUUUGAGUGUCGCAACUGCGGAUCAUAUAGAAUUACAAAGAAAUAAAAAUGUAAUGAUGGCCCGCUAACUUUAGAUCCGGGAAUCGAUAGUAGGAAAUUGAGACCUGCUGUUGAAAUUUGCUGCCUAUUUAUCGCCGAAGGGCAUCAGUACACAAUUUACAUAAUAUUGCGACGCCUAUAUUUUUGUUUCUAGGGUACAUUCCCAACUCUGAAACCCAUUUCGUGAAAUCUACGCCAAACUUCCUUCCAAGCUUUCGCUCUAUAAAUUUAUGCGUUACAAUUUUUUUCCAAGAUCACAUAACCACCAAAGCAUUGCAAUAAGUGUAACUAUAUCUUCCUUCCUAAAUACAUGAUAAUUACUGGAAAUUAUUCCUUUUGUUUUAGAAAUUCAAAUGCGCCGUAAUUAAAGUUUUUGUUUAAUCAAAUUUUAUGAAUAUAAUUCCAUAUUUAAUGCACUUAAUUGAGAUUUCCUUGUAGACAACGUAAUGGAAAUUCUUCGAAAAGUCGAUGCAUGAAUCGAAAGCGUCCUACAACUCCUCGUAAUAAAGAGGCUGAAACCGGUUGUGAGAGCAAGCUCUUUCUUACGUCCGUUGCUCUAUUUGUUACCUUGAAUCUUUAUACUAAACAAAAACACAUACAUUUACAAAACAAAACAUUUAUAGAUACAUCGAGAACCACUUUAACAAAUGUAUUCGUUAAUUUGCAGUAAAAUGAUUCACAAAUAAUAUUUUGUUCCGUUAUACGCUAUGUGGUAAGUACUAUAUUCUCAAAAACUACAAAUGAGUAUUUGAUUUUGUACAAUUUACAAAACUACUUACUUGUCAUAACAGCUAUUUAAUUUAAUUAACUUAAUUUAAAUAGCUGUUAUUUUAGUUUAGGUUACAAUAGUUUUUAUUUCCAAAAUAUUAUAACGACAACGAACCUAAGAGGUCUUGGUUACUUUCAAUUGUUUCCAGAUUUAAAAAAUGCAUUUUGUUUUAAUGCAAAGACAUUACGUGUAUGUAUGUGGGUUAUAUGCAUAUGUGUCUGUUUUAUUUUUAAUGUAAGUAUAUAUUUAAGGUAUGUGGGUUAAACUCGAAUGUAAAUUUGUUCUUAUAUAAUCCUUUAUGGAAUUCUACUUUAGAUUAGAAUGCCAACUUUUGCUAGUUUUUAUUUAAAGAAGGUUGUUUUUUGCCUUUGAUACAAUUUAGUAUUUUAUAUUUAUUAAGUUUGGCUUGAUGUAUUGUCUGGUGUAGUACAAUUAAGAUAGAGAUGUUUGCCACCUUCUUAAUCGUUUUUCGAAUAUAAGUUUAGUUAAGUGAAUAUCGUUUAAUUUUAAUUAUAAAAAGGAAUCCAUUUAACCACAGUUUACCAAAGUGAGAUUAUUAGAGAUAAAGAAAUAUGUAUGUAAAUUUAUUAGAUUUUAGGAAGAUUUAUUUUAAUUGAUUGUCGUACAAAGUAUUUUAGAACUAAAUUAUUUAUUAAUUUAGAGUUUAGUUAUUUCGUAAUUAUUUGUUGCAUUUGUUUCGUUUUUGCUUUUAUUUUAAGUAUUAGUUGUAUUUAUUAAUCAAAAUUGCAAUAAAUUUCUGUUUUCUA